AGAAAUGGGUAACCGGUGAUGGACGUAUAAUAAAAUGGUAUUUAUGACAACAUUUAAUUAAUACCUAUCAUUUCUUUUUCGUACUCGUUCACGAAUAUAGGAGGAGGAGGAGGAGACAAUCAUAAUCAUUUGUUUGUUUUGAAAGAAGAAGGGUAGGUGUUUGGUGGAUCACACGGUCCAAAUUUAUUAUCAUCUAUCUAUCUGAUAACUAACUUAAACUUAAACUUAUUGGGUAUAUAGUUAGCUCCGUCGGUCCAUCCCCUGCCUCAUAUUUGCCUAUCUGUAUUGUAUUCGAUUUCGCCAUGAAGGGAAUCCUUGGCGGAAGUUUGCUCCUCCUGCUGCUGGCGGUUUACUGUGGAGUGGACCCCUUCCGGCACAGCGCAAUCGCUGAUUUUCCCGACUUCGAGGCCGUCCACGUGGACAUGGCGCCGUGGUCUCAAGUGCCCAAGGAGAAAGACUCUCAGAAUUUGCUAGUAAACUCGGAGAUUAAGUUUCUGAAUGAGGUUCAAGGACCUGAGAGCGUUGCUUUCGAUCCGCAGGGGCGUGGUCCCUAUACCGGCGUUGCUGAUGGUCGGAUUCUCUUCUGGAACGGCAAAUCUUGGUCUGAUUUUGCUUACACUUCCCCAAAUCGGUCAGAGAUAUGUGAGCGGAAACCAAGCAUCAUGGGUUACUUAAAGAAUGAGCAUAUAUGUGGGAGACCCUUGGGGCUGCGGUUUCACAGCAAAACUGGUGAUUUGUAUAUUGCAGAUGCCUAUUUUGGGUUGCUAAAGGUUGGGCCUGAUGGUGGGCUCGCCACACCUCUAGUAACCGAAGCCGAAGGACUUCCUCUAAAAUUCACAAAUGAUCUGGACAUUGAUGAUCACGGAAACGUAUACUUUACAGAUAGCAGCACAAAGUAUCAGCGAAGGAACUUUAUGCAUUUAGUUUUCUCAGGAGAAGACAGUGGUCGACUUCUGAAAUAUGACCCCCUCACAAAGAAGACAAGUGUUCUUCGUCGCAACCUCCAGUUCCCUAAUGGCGUGUCCCUAAGCAAGGACGCUUCUUUCUUCAUAUUUUGCGAGGGCUCCAAAGGCAGGUUAAUAAAGUAUUUUAUAAAGGGGGAGAAAGCAGGGACGUCCGAAGUAUUUGCCAUUCUACCCGGCUUCCCGGACAAUGUGAGGACGAAUGAAAAAGGUGAAUUUUGGGUGGCAAUUCAUACUCGUCGGUCUAUGUACAGUUACAUAUGCGGCAUGUUCCCAAAACUUAGAAUGUUUUUGCUAAAACUACCUAUCCCGAUCAAGUAUCAUUACCUGCUGACCGUUGGUGGUCGGCUUCAUGCUAUAGUUAUCAAGUACAGCUCGGAUGGCAAGAUCCUACAGGUAUUGGAGGACGCACAAGGUAAAGUGGUGAAAGCUGUUAGUGAAGUUGAGGAGAGGGAUGGCAAGUUAUGGAUGGGGAGUGUCUUGAUGUCAUUUAUUGCGGUAUAUGAUUUGGACUGAAUACUAUUUAGGCCUAACUCUGAAGGUCACGAGGUUGCAAACAUUCAGCACGACUGUGCUUGGCAGUCUUUGGUGAUUUUCUUGCAAUUCCCCCUUUUCAUUCUUUUUCACUGAGGCAUCGAAUACAAUUACAAAUUCACAAAAGGGAGUGACGAAGUAUCAAAUUGAGUGAAGAUGCAUCCGAAGUCUUUGGUCAUUUUCUGCAAUUCCUUCAUUUUUCAUUCCUUUUUCACCGAGACGUCGAAUACAAUUACAAAUUCACAAAAGGGAGUGAUUAAGUAUCAAAUUGAGUGAAGAUGCAUCCGAAGAUGGCAAAUAUGGAGAUACAUAUGUAUAAAAUGUAUGUUUAAUUUGUGUUAUAUCAUAUAUCCCCACACUAGAACUUUUGUU
Messenger RNA from Helianthus annuus (common sunflower), 1868 nucleotides. Its product is annotated as protein STRICTOSIDINE SYNTHASE-LIKE 3. The coding region runs from base 303 to 1478 and encodes 391 amino acids. The record is from RefSeq and is a predicted model, not a curated record. Lineage: Eukaryota; Viridiplantae; Streptophyta; Magnoliopsida; Asterales; Asteraceae. Gene Ontology annotation, biological process: biosynthetic process. Gene Ontology annotation, molecular function: strictosidine synthase activity. The transcript has 4 exons.